AUGGCAGGUCUCUCGCCAGUCUUCUUCCCAACCUUUCUGGCAGAUCUGUCCUCACCAUACUCCAAUCUCAAAGGUCUGUUGAUCAAUUUGCGCACGGUUUUGUCUUUCAAAGCGUUGGUUGGUCCUUCAACGUCUCUGAAGUCUAUAAAGCAGAACCCUUUACACUUGCCAGUAUCCUCGAAAGUGGCCAUUCUGAUCUUCACUAUCUCACCACAGUGUCUGAAAUGCUCCUCCAACAGCUCCUCGGUGGUAUCGAACGAUAGGUUUCCAACAAACAAGAUUCUAGAAGGUGGAUUUUUUGACAAUUGUUCUUCAGCUUUGGCAGGUCUUCCUUCAAAGGAAUUGGCGUCCUUGAUAAGCAGCUUGCGUCCGUUCAAGUUCUCCUCGGAAAGCGAAACAGCACUUUUCAUCUGCUCGAGCGUCUUGAAGUCGAUGUAUGCGAAACCCUUGAUUUUGUGGGCAGUCUUUUUCGGAAUAUUAACUCUGUUGGGUUUCAACUUGGGAGUCCAAGCCAACGACGGCUCUUGUAAGACCGCCUCUGAUUACGAGUCCGAUUUGGACACUCUGUCCGGUCAAGCUCAGACCAUCAAGACUUACGCUGUUGCAUCUUGUAACACUCUGCAGAUUCUGGGACCUGUUGCCGAAGACAAAGGUUUCACCAUCACCUUGGGUAUCUGGCCAACUCCAGACUCCACUUUCACUGCUGAGAAGGAGGCUCUUUCUUCGUAUUUGCCAAACAUCUCGAAGAGCACCAUCAAGGCCUUCACCGUUGGAUCGGAAGCUCUUUACAGAGGUGACCUGACUGCCUCCGAGCUGGCCAACGACAUUUCCGAGAUCAAGAAGCUCUUGUCCGGAAUCAAGGACAAGAACGGUGACUCUUACAGCGACGUUCCUGUCGGAACUGUUGACUCGUGGAACGUUCUUGUUGACGGUGCUAACGCCGAUGUCAUCAAGACCGCCGACGUUAUCUACGCCAAUGCCUUCUCUUACUGGCAAGGACAGGCCAUGAACAACGCUUCGUUUUCUUUCUUCGAUGACAUCAUGCAAGCUCUGCAGACCAUCCAAACCACCAAGGGUUCUACCGACAUUGACUUCUGGGUUGGUGAGACCGGAUGGCCUACCGAGGGAGACAACUACGAAUCUGCUCAGCCAUCUGUUGACAACGCCGAGCAAUUCUGGAAACAAGCUGUCUGUGCUAUGAGAGGAUGGGGUGUUAACACCUACGUCUUUGAGGCCUUUGACGAGUCUUGGAAGCCAGACACUUCCGACUCCUCCGCCGAGAGAUACUGGGGUGUGUGGACCGAUCAAAGAUCCCAAAAAUACGACCUGGACUGUGACUUCUCGUCACAUGAGACGAUACCGACCACAAUAACGAGGAAAGUGAACAGGUUCCAUUUCACGGUCAUGGUGAAGGCCAAGAAAAGCACAAUCAGCAAGAUACGACCAACAAGCAAGAAAUAUUUCUUGUUGUCCUUGGACUCCAUCAAAGGCAGCCCUGGCAUCAGCAAGGAUCUCUUGUCAACGACCAAGGAGUCUGAAAGAGCCAGCAACAGACCUCCGAUCACCGAAACGUUUCUCAGGAAAAAAAUUGGCUCAAAGAAGAGACCGUAG
Ogataea philodendri is the source of this 1611-nucleotide messenger RNA. RefSeq lists its product as uncharacterized. Bases 1 to 1611 code for a protein of 536 amino acids. Gene Ontology annotation, biological process: cell wall organization; carbohydrate metabolic process. Gene Ontology annotation, cellular component: cell surface; extracellular region; fungal-type cell wall. NCBI's taxonomy places the organism in Eukaryota, Fungi, Ascomycota, Pichiomycetes, Pichiales, Pichiaceae. Gene Ontology annotation, molecular function: glucan endo-1,3-beta-D-glucosidase activity; 1,3-beta-glucanosyltransferase activity. The transcript has 3 exons. The record is from RefSeq and is a predicted model, not a curated record.